CCGGAGGCCCGCGCCCGCUCGUCGGCGCUCUCUGAGACCGCGCGCUCUGUUCCGGAGCCCCUCGUGGGGACCUGCAGGCGGCUCCUCUCCCGCUCCCAGAUCACCCUCGUCCUCUCGCGCCGCUGCGGCUGACCCGGCGCGGGGACCCGCAGGGCCCGGGCUAAGGGCGGAACGCUCCGCUUUCAGGAAGAAGAAACAUGAGGUCUCCCUGGAAAUUAUUCAAGAGGAAAAUGGAAGGGGCCAUUUAAAAGGGUUGAAAAGCUGCAGAUUGCCAGACUGGGGCCACAGGGCUGGCAGUGGAAAACCCUGUUGGGUUGUGACCUCUCAUUGAAAAGUCCCAGGUGCCUUUUUACUUCCUGCAAAGGAAAGGAAGAAAAGGAGACCAUGUCCAUAGCCUUGAAGCAGGUGUUCAAUAAGGACAAGACCUUUCGGCCCAAGAGGAAAUUUGAACCCGGCACACAGAGGUUUGAGCUCCACAAACGGGCUCAGGCGUCCCUGAACUCAGGCGUGGAUCUGAAGGCGGCUGUGCAGCUGCCCAGCGGGGAGGACCAGAACGACUGGGUGGCAGUGCACGUGGUAGACUUCUUCAAUCGCAUCAACCUCAUCUAUGGCACCAUCUGUGAGUUCUGCACCGAGCAGACCUGCCCCGUGAUGUCAGGGGGCCCCAAAUACGAGUAUCGGUGGCAGGAUGACCUCAAGUACAAGAAGCCAACUGCCCUGCCCGCUCCCCAGUACAUGAACCUUCUUAUGGAUUGGAUCGAGGUCCAGAUCAACAACGAGGACAUAUUUCCAACGUGUGUGGGUGUUCCCUUCCCAAAGAACUUCCUUCAGAUCUGCAAGAAGAUCCUGUGCCGCCUUUUUCGAGUUUUUGUCCACGUCUACAUCCACCACUUUGACAGGGUCAUUGUGAUGGGUGCGGAGGCCCACGUCAACACCUGCUACAAACACUUCUAUUACUUCGUUACAGAGAUGAAUCUCAUAGACCGCAAGGAGCUAGAGCCCUUGAAAGAGAUGACGAGCAGGAUGUGUCACUAACGCCUCAUCUUACCCUUUGGAAGGAAGAGGAAAACUGUUUCCUUCUGGAGUCCCCAGUGGGCAGGCAGGAGACCUCCCUGGCUGAAACAGCGUACCUACUGCUGGGAGCAGGCAAAGUGGAGACAAGCCGCAACUCCCAAGAGACGUUCCCCCCUCACUCCGUGUGCUCUUAACCCUCUGAGUGCUGCUAGCUGGACCUGUGGACCUGGCCAACCACAGCGUGAGAGAAGGACCACGCCCUCAACCCUCUGGGCUCUGGAGGAGGCCUCUGCACUUACGAGCUCCUCGCAGUUCUGCCUGUGACCUGCCGCUUAAGCUUUACUAGAAUUCAGGUUUAAAGACCGAUACUUACUUGUACUUUUCCUGUCUUGUCAGCUGUCCAACUUUUCUGUAACGUGUUUUUAAGUACCCAGAGAAUCUUGGAAUUCUGGAUGUGCAGCAAGCUCUUCUAUAACCAGCCUUCUUCUCAGGUCUCUGACAGCUUGCACCCUGGUCCUGUGGUGUAAUGUGGACCAGUGCCAGGGAGCCCUGAGACCUGAGGCCUGCCCUGCAGCAUGGACACAAUUUCCCUAAUCGACAGUUUUAUCAGGGAUCACUUCAUGGCGUGGCUUGUCUCUGCCCCAGACAGGGUCUGCCCGCUUUGCAGGGAAGAGACUGGUAGCUAGCAUACAGCUAGAGUUACCAGUUCACCCUGAACAGAAUGUGUUUUUUGUAACUACACCAUUCCUUGUCUCUGCCAUUCAAGAUAUUCCUUCCUGUUUCCCAGAAGAGGGAAUAAAAGGGAGUUAUAAAUGACCAAGAAUGAUCAGCAGAUGCCCUGAGCCAGAGUAGUGCAGUAUUUGUUCUUUAUUAAAGGGUAGGGAAUAGUGGCUGUCUCUACAUAAUACUAAAAUUUCAGUAAUAAAACAAACCCAAAGUACGGUUGGUUAUUUGGUGCAAGUGGCUCAAACGCCUGGCUCGUUGACUUCUGCCCUUCUGAACAGGCCUUCUGAGCUUCUAAAUCCAAUCAAUGUUUCCUUUUCUUCCACACUUUCCUCUCCUAUGCCACAUCACAUUAUGGCACAAAAUUUCUGCCUCUGUGAUUGUCCCACAGUUGCCAAGGUAACAGUGGAGCUGGAACUUCCUUCUUCUAUCUUCCCCAAUUUUUUUCUAUUCCAGUGGACAGAGUGACUCAUUCUGUGUUACAUCCUGCCUUUGAAACCUAAAUGAAUUUUAGUUGAAAAAAUGUUGCCUUCUCUCAUUCAUUCACAAAACUCUGAUGGUCCUGAGAGCCUGUGACUAGGGGGUAAUAACACUUAGAGUGAUUACUUGAAUUUGACAAAAUAGCAGUUGGUGGAGGGAAGUAGACAAGAAUGUAUUUGUGCAUUUUAAUGUCAUACCAAUUAGAGAAUAAACAACUCUGAUUUCAUUUCAUUCUACAAUAAUGUGUUAAAGCCAUCUGUGGCCACUGCAAGAGCCGAGACAGCAUGUUAUCUUUCUUUGUACAAACUAAGAAAGGGCUGACUGUCCAGGCACAGUGGUAUUCUGCAUUAACUAACCCAGCAAAUCAACCCUUGCUUCACAGCUCCAAGUUGUCUCAUAGAAUCCAAACAUUGCUACCUCUCUCCAUGUUGUUGUGCUGUAGUCAACAACAAUGUACCCCACUUUUUUUUCUGUUACUUUGAGGGGACAAGGACAAGAUAGACAAAACAUCUAUCUUCUCAGCAUCACUUAUAGCUGAAAGAAUAUUGACUGUCCUAAGGAUCCAGACAACAGAGAAAUAAGAGCCCCUAUUCCCACCCUACACAAUCUGCAGUAACUACCAUAUUGGGCAGAGAAAUUACGGCAUGGAAUCUGUGCCCUAGGAGGAACUCUGAAGCUCUGCACCAUGGAAAACCACAGGACUUUUGCAUUAGACAGUUGCCUAUGUUACUGCAUUUCGGUAAUGCCUAAUCAAGUAGGAUGCUGGACUCUGAAGACAUUUGUUAUUAAUUCUUUUUAAGGCUAUUGUCUAUUAACUGUUUGUGCCUAUGAAAUUUCCACUCAAUUUAAAAAUCAAAGUAUUUUUAAAACUUCUUGGAACAAUUUCCUCCUGGUUAUACUACUAAUCAUACUAAUCAACUCUUCUAAGAUAAGUUCUGGCAAACUUACCCUAUUUCAAACUUGUCCUAUCCUAUCUGUUAUUUUUUAAUUACACAGUGUUCCUAUUCCCACAGAACUUUGGCAAAUUCUGAAGAAAAUCAUUACAGUUUUUGUCUCUUUGGCUUGACCACAUUCUAAGUACAUAUCUUUACAGAAGGGAAUCUAAGCUCCUGGGAGCCUUCUAAGCAUCUCUAGCUCUCUGGAUCUGAGACCAACACCCUGCAACUUCCUCCUAGUCUGGCUGGCUUGCCCUCAUUUUCUUUUUUUAGUUGGCAAUACAUAUAACCACUUUUUUUUUUAAGAAACUUCACAAAGGGAAGAUUGCAUUGAACAUAUGUAUGCCCUUCAUUUAUGUUUAUCAGUUGUCAAUAUUUCUUUAAUUAACAUUUUCCAUAUUUUCUUUCUCUCUGUAAAUAUACAUUCUCAUUGUUGAACCAUUUUGAAAUAUGAUAGAUAUCAUAAAACUUUGAAAUACUUUAUUAGUUGCCCCAAAAAUGUUUAUGGCUUGUUUUUUUUCAAAUCCAAGAUCUCGAAAAGAUAACAACCAGUGCUGUUAGAUGAUCUGUCAUCACCAAGGAUUCAUAUAUUCCCAUUUAACAAAGGGAAAGGGGAGUAAGAAGAUUCCCUGAGGAAAAUACAUGCAUAUUGCUGGCUAAUGAAAAUUUGUAUAGUCCCUGUGAGUCAGAGUGGAAACAUAUAUAACUUUUUGGGGGUUUUUUGCUCCCAUCCUCAGCGACCUCCCAUUCAGGUCCCUGGUUUAUUUUAGAGACUAUGUAUUCUCAUUGAAGGUGAUUGUCCAAUGGUGCAAAAAAUCUUUUUUUCUUUUAGCGGGAGGAAAUUUUAGAUAUUACAGUGGGUUGUGGUCUUUCAAAGACACAAAUAACAUAAAUGCAUAUAAGUAUGUGGCAUUAAAAUUAAUAAGGAAGGUAAGGAAUCAAAUGUCUCUAAAGGCUCCUUAGGAAGAUGAUAAUGAAAAAAAUAGGUUAAGAAAUAGUCAUUUAGAGCCAGUUUAUGUUUCUUAAGUUGUUAAUUUUCUCUUUCUGUGGUAUUUUCUAAUUUUUGAGGGCCAGGAUGAGUAGAAGCAACUUUGAGUGAUUUCUUAAUCCUUUCCUCUAACCUCCCAGGCCAUAACAGCAACAUUACAGGUGAAAACCCAAUUCUCCUCUCAAAGAUCUUAAGGCACAGAAAUUCUGCAGCAUCCUUUGGUAUAACCCCCUCAAUACGUCACAACAUCUGAAACCCUUGCGUUCAACUUGAGUCAACUAUUAUCUUGGUGUUUCAGCACACCUUUUCUAGUGUCCCACAUAAAGAAAGAUCCAAAGACUAUAUAGGAUCAUUAAAAAUAAUAAUAAAUGAGAGCUUUCCCUGUAUAUCCAGUAAAUAUUUGAAAAUUGUUGCCAAAUGGCCUUCAGGCCUAUCCUUAGCAUUCUCCCAGGGGAAGUUUCAUUGCUCAGUUGCUAACAUUUCCAAACCUCAGCUCGGCCUUCCCAAAGCUUUUCCUGUCACUGUGCAACCUGGAUAUAACCAACAGUGAACAUGUAAGAAAUUAUCUCAUGAUUUUUCUGAACUAUUUUGUGACUUUGCUUAGUCCUGACUUGCUUUUUAUAUGUUUAUAAGUUUUCUUUUCUACUUUAUUUACCCACACUAAAUCCUUAUCUAUUUAUAUUCAACCAUUCUGGUUUGUUAUCCCCAGUUUCCUUCCUUCCCACCUUUUAACAUUCCUCAUAAAUGUACACUGUUUUGUUUAAUCACUUCUUUAAUUGGCAAAGCAUUAAGGGACUUGGAUAGAGUUCUGCUCAUCUUUUUGCAGUGAUUUAUGCCAAUCCAUCAUUCUGGUCAUUGAUAGAAAUAUAUCACUUCCUAUGGUGUCUGACCUUUCAUCACUUCCACACCCAUGGGUAUCACACUGUGAGAAAAAGAAAUAUCAUAGGGAAGAAAUAUCAUGGCCACAUCUUCAAGAAAUGUGUACAAAGGCAGAAUCACUAAAUGGAGCCAGAUGUGCCUCUUGGAUAAUACUGCUGUUAUUUGUCCUUUGAUCAUUUUGGUCCUUGAUAAAAUAGGUGAUUGUCUGCUAGAAUUAGCCAAACAAUGUGUUUUGGAAAUACUGUGCUUAUUUUCUUGCGUUAAAGAAAUGUAUCAACAAAAGCACUUUUGUAACAGGCUGUUUCCCUCUGGGCAGAUUAAUUCUGGGUAAGUUUUCAAUGAAUAAGAAUUUUUGUAACUUUUAGAGGAAGAGUCCAUUUCUAAUCUGACAAGCUGUUUUACUAGCUUUUAUUGUUCUAAUUUCAAAGUUUUCCAGUAUCUUUUCUAAUUGCAUCAGAAAGAAGUUCUAUAUUUUUAGUUCCAUUUGUCAUUAAAUUAAGGGUUUGGCUGUAAGAAGAACUAACACAAAUCAAUUAGAAAAGCAAGAUAAAACUAAAGGAUAUUUAUGAAUCAGUUCUUUGUGAGCUUAGGAAUUCAAAUGUCACAAAUAAAAAUCACAUAAUUAUCAA
Molecule: messenger RNA, 5648 nt
Organism: Manis javanica (Malayan pangolin)
Lineage: Eukaryota; Metazoa; Chordata; Mammalia; Pholidota; Manidae
Gene: MOB3B
Product: MOB kinase activator 3B
Source: RefSeq, a predicted model, not a curated record